AACUGUUAGCAUGUAUAUUUUGAAUUAGCUGGAAAACGAGAGUCGCAGCGCAGAUAGUGAUUUGUAUUGCGAAUAAGCAACAAUGUCUUCAGCUGAGUAUCUGAGAGAGUUUGUUAAUGAGAGACUAACUGCUGCUGCUCAAGAAAUAUUCGGAGUUUUUCAUAAAACUAUCGUCGAGUAUGAAGAAGAGAUCAAUCGUCAGCGCAAACUGUUGAUGAAUAUCGUUUGGGAGCCCCCAAAAAAGUCACACAGCAAGGAGCUCCCACAGCAACAUGUGUGUAAGGAGGAGGAGGUUCUCUCUGAGCAGCAGCUCUGUAUUCAGGAGAGGAACUCCAGUGUGGACCAAGAGGAGCCAGAGCCUCCACAGAUUAAAGAGGAAGAGGAGGAAGAGCAUGAGACUGACGCCUCCAUGUUGAUCCCCCCUUAUGAGGACAGUGACCACAGUGAAGGUCAGACUCUGAACUUCAGUCAUGAUGAUGCUCUCAGUGCAGCAGAGGAGGAAUCAGAGUUCAGUGCACCAGGUUCAAGCCCUGUGGUGUCAGAAGAACACAGUUACCACCCGCUCCUCUCUCACAGCUCUCAUGAAGCUGAGAGCCAAGAUCAGGAAGACAGCGAACAUGGAGACUUGGGAACAACUAGUGACGCAGAACCAAAACCAAAGAAAAGACGUCACAAAAGCAAAAAUCAUGAUAACACUGUGAACAACCCGAACAUAUCAGACUUUUACCGUCAUGCUCACACAGGUGAAAAGUCCUUCAGAUGUGAAAAAUGUGGGAAAGACUUUAAUUUUAAGUCAACAUUGUGGAAACACAUGAGAGUCCACACGGCCGAGAGGCCACAUUCCUGCACAAUAUGUGGAAAAGAUUUUAUAUAUAAUAGCCAGUUGUUGAAACACAUCAGCACACACAGGGGUGAGAGGCCAUUUACAUGCAAAACCUGUGGGAGAGCUUUCAAACACAGCUGUGAUUUGAAAAACCACAGAGUCAGAGUCCAGACGAGUGACAAGCCUAUCCUCUGCAAGUUCUGCGGGAAAAGAUUCUGUGCGAUUUCAGUGUUGAAAAAGCAUGAGAGAAUCCACACAGGUGAGACACCAUAUAGUUGUAAAACAUGUGGAAAAGAUUUCAGACUUAAUAAAGACUUGUUGGCCCACAUGGUAACACACACAGACGAGAGGCUUUUUACAUGCAAAACGUGUGGGGAGGAUUUCAAACGUAACUAUGAGCUGACAGUCCACAUGAGAAGAGCCCACACUGGUGAGAAACCGUACUCUUGCAAGUUCUGCAGGAAAAGAUUUUGUGACGUUUCAGUAUUGAAAAGGCAUAUUAGCAUCCACACAGGUGAGAAGCUGUACACUUGUAAAACAUGUGGGAAAGAUUUCAGACAGAAUAGUGACUUGUGGGUCCACAUGAGGAGUCACACAGGUAAGAAGCUGUACACUUGUAAAACGUGUGGGAGAGAUUUUGGAUAUAACAGUCAUUUGUUGGCCCACAUGAGAACACACACAGGCGAGAAGCCGUUUACGUGCCAGACAUGUGGGCAAGCUUUCAUACGUAACUAUGAUUUGUCAGUCCACAUGAGAAGAGUCCACGCUGAUGAGAAGCCGUACCUUUGCAACACCUGUGGGAAAAUUUUUGUUUCGAUAAUUGAAUUGGAAAGGCAUGUAAGCGUUCAUACAGACCAGUAGUAUUCAAUUUGAACUGACACAAGUGAGGAGCCACAUCAUGGCAGCACUAAAAUACCAGAGCAACAAACACAGGAGAAACCAUUGAGUUGAAACUCUUGUGGAGACGUGUUCACUAACUGAAUGAAACAUACUUCUGCUGUUGCUACAUCUCCUUCAAGGGAUAGUUCAGUAUUUUUUAAGUGUGGUUGUACGGGGUUCUUAUCCAUAAUCACUGUGCUACAUACACUAGAUGUCUGUCAGUAUGCCCCCAGAUUGGAGAAAAAAGCAACACAGUCCAACACAGAGGCCAAGCAAUGUACUGCUCUGAAGGAGUCAAACACAAAACGUAAAAAAGCCCCACCUAAAACAAAUCUGUAUCAGUUUAAGUGUACGCUAUACUGACAGUAUUUUCACUGCUUUGUCUUACCUUUCCUUUAGACAGCCUGUUUCAACGGGGAACACCUUCAAUUCCCCAUCUGUGCUCUUGUCAAAGCCACCAGACUCCAUUGAGAAAAAUAGUCACUUUAGCUCACUGCACACAGGAGUGUCUGGACUACUGCUGCCUCUAUCACUUAGUCUGUUUGUGCUAUUGUGUGACUUUGGUGAGUCUGAACUAACCCUUAUAAAUGCUGAGGUCACACAAUAACAAACAGAAUAACCGUUUGCGACAGCAGUAGACCAGCAGCUCCUGUGUUCAGCGAUGUUAAAUCACUGUUUUUCUUAGUGGGGUCUGGCUUUGAAGAGAGCGCUUUAACAGCUUCAUUUCUCACUGGAAAUUACUGUCUGUCAUUAAAAUAUAGCAUACACUUAAACUGAUUCAUUCAUUCAUUCAUUCAUCUUCUAACCGCUUCAUCCUCUUGAGGGUCGCAGGGGGGCUGGAGCCUAUCCCAGCUGACAUCGGGCGAGAGGCAGGGUACACCCUGGACAGGUCGCCAGACUCACUUAAACUGAUAUUAAUUUUAUUUUAAUUGGGACUUAUUUUAAAUACAUUUUGUCACUAACCCCUCCACAGCAGGUCAUUGCAUAGCUUCUGUCAGACUCCAGCCUGCUUCUCCAAACUAGUGGCGUGCUGACUGACAUCUACUGUACAUAAUGCACUCACUAUGGGUAAAUACCCCAUAAUAAUAAUACCACCACAUAAAAACCGACAAUUGUCUAUGUACUAAAAUACAAUAAAUAAAUUCAAUAUAUAUGUUAAAAAGACAAGACAUACCCAACACUACAUUAUGCAAGUUCACAAUACAAUCCCAUUUGCAAAAAUCUGAACUAUCCCUUUAACUUGUAAAAUGCUUUCAAUAAAGAUGUGAUGUCAGUAUAUCUUGCUGUAAAAUUCGCUUCACGUGACUGCACUGCUUACAUUUCUGCUGAAUAUUUCUUGAGUAUUUCUGCGAAAUAACUAAUCGCCUCAAUAAAGGAAAAUGUUAGUAUCAGUGUGAGUGCA
This is a messenger RNA of Epinephelus lanceolatus (giant grouper), 3104 nucleotides long. RefSeq lists its product as uncharacterized. Gene Ontology annotation, molecular function: DNA-binding transcription factor activity, RNA polymerase II-specific. Gene Ontology annotation, biological process: regulation of transcription by RNA polymerase II. Gene Ontology annotation, cellular component: nucleus. The record is from RefSeq and is a predicted model, not a curated record. Lineage: Eukaryota; Metazoa; Chordata; Actinopteri; Perciformes; Serranidae.